Cucurbita pepo subsp. pepo (vegetable marrow) is the source of this 1166-nucleotide messenger RNA. Its product is annotated as beta-carotene hydroxylase 2, chloroplastic. Gene Ontology annotation, molecular function: iron ion binding; beta-carotene 3-hydroxylase activity. Gene Ontology annotation, biological process: carotene metabolic process; xanthophyll biosynthetic process. NCBI's taxonomy places the organism in Eukaryota, Viridiplantae, Streptophyta, Magnoliopsida, Cucurbitales, Cucurbitaceae. The record is from RefSeq and is a predicted model, not a curated record. Gene Ontology annotation, cellular component: chloroplast.
AAUUUUUUAUUGUUAUUUCUUUUGCCGAGUAUUUGACUCCACUACUUCAAACCGAUAAGAACUUGUGGUCUCUGUUCCUUCAACCUCCAUUUUUAGCUCUCUCUCGCCGCUGUCGUUCUCUCCGAGAAGCUUCCCCUUCUUCCACUGUAUUUUCUCCUUUAUCUCUCCCAUGGCGGCCAGCGUCUCCGCCGUCUUAGGGCCCAAACCAUUCCAUGUCUUCCUUACUUCCUCCAAUCUCUCCCCUAAACCUCGAACUCCGUUUCUGUAUCCAUCUUCGGUCUUCCGGAGCAGUAGAAUCCAAUGGAAGAUGCGGAGAAAAACGCUGCUCACCGUCUGCGUGCUCGUUGAGGAUCAGAGUAGUUCCAGCGAGGUGGAAAAUCUCGCAGAUGAAAAUUUACCGAUUAUAGUCCCUCAGAUCCCAUCGCCUCAUGUUGCAGAGAAAUUAGCGAGGAAGAAAUCGGAGCGCUUCACUUAUCUUGUUGCUGCAGUUAUGUCUAGUUUUGGAAUUACUUCCAUGGCUGUCAUGGCAGUUUACUACCGAUUUCACUGGCAAAUGGAGGGCGGAGAGAUUCCUUUCUCUGAAAUGUUUGGUACAUUUGCUCUCUCCGUUGGUGCCGCUGUCGGCAUGGAGUUUUGGGCAAGAUGGGCACAUAGGGCUCUCUGGCACGCUUCCUUGUGGCAUAUGCACGAGUCUCACCACAAACCAAGAGAAGGACCGUUCGAAUUGAACGAUGUUUUCGCCAUAACCAACGCCGUGCCCGCCAUAGCUCUCCUCUCUUACGGCUUCUUCCAUAAAGGCCUCGUCCCUGGUCUCUGCUUCGGCGCUGGCCUUGGAAUUACUGUGUUUGGGAUGGCCUACAUGUUCGUCCACGACGGUCUCGUUCACAAAAGAUUCCCUGUGGGUCCCAUUGCCAACGUGCCCUACUUCAGAAAGGUCGCUGCUGCUCACCAGCUUCAUCAUUCGGAAAAGUUCAACGGUGUUCCGUACGGGCUGUUUUUGGGUCCAAAGGAAUUAGAGGAAGUGGGAGGCCUUGAAGAAUUGGAGAAGGAAAUCAACAGAAGAAUAAAAUCAACGGCCAAAAAACCAAUCAACGGUUCUUGAUUAACCAGUCACCAGAGGGCCCCACUGUUGAUGUUAAGUAAAAAAUGAAAAGGAAAAAAAAAAA